AUGUAUCCGCAUAAGUUGAGAGGCGAUAAAAUUGAUCCACAAUUUGAUUUUGUUGGUUCAGUAGCUAAUCGUUCAUCAUUAAGUGUUUAUAGCAAGGUACCAUCAAUCCAUCAUGCUAACAUAAAUGCAUCCCAGGGUAGAGUUUUCUCUAACGAGUUAUUCAAAAAUAAGGUUAAAAGAGAGAGUGUUUUGUAUCCCAAACCUGAAGAACUAAACGAGAGAACAGUUCCUCUACCGAUGCCCAAGAAAAGAGGUAGUAAACAUAAAACAGGUUUACUCUCUAAGCUUGGCAAGAGAAUAAGUACAUUCGGUUCUAUUAUUGAAAGGGAACACAAACCUCAGAAGAGAAGUGUGUCUGCUAAUGAUAUUGCCACUUUCAACGAAUUUGUUCAUUCGAAUUGUAUACACCCUGAGCCAGUAGAAGAUAAAAUAUCAAUCAUUGAAGACAUGGAAAAUCUAGAAAUUAAAGGUGAGAAUGAAAUGGAAGAACAGGACAAAGAAAAGACCGUCUAUACAAAGGACAACCAAAUAUUUGUUAAUUUCUCUAAUAACUCUGCAUCCUCUUUUAUAUCGGAGAUUAUCAAUACAUAUUCCCAAAUGGAUGCACAAUCCAUCAGAGAGUUUACAAUGGAGGAAUGCUUUAGGUCACCAAAGAUUUCGUUGCCAGAAAGUAUAGUAAAGAGACAGUCUACACUAUCUGGGUACGGAUCUUCGAAAAUCACGGAGCAAGAUGAACUGUUUUCCAAGGCACCAAGUUCAUCAUUCUCAAGAUCUUCGGAAGAGUUAGUAGAAACGGAAGGGCACAAUUUUAAUGAAUACCAACCGUUGGUAACUAAGAAUUAUAACAAAGAAUUACCUCUAACACCGAGUAGAAGAAUCGAUCAAUUCCAAAUACGUGAUUAUAGCUCAAAUAAAAACUCAGUUAUAACAGAUACCUCCGUUCCUCCUCGUGUUCCCAAGCAUGAAAUUCUUAUGAAAAGUCAAUACCCGACACCCCCAGAAACUCCAUAUUUUGACUGUCGUGAGAGUUUCUCUGAUACUCCUCCUUCGCCCAAGAAAAAGUCAAUUGAGAUACCUACAGAUACUGAUGUUUUCACCAGAAAGAGUAAGGCAUAUAAGGGUUUGAUCGACAGACCUUUGAGCAAAGAAAAGGCUAGAAUAUCAUCGAGCCAAUAUUUACAAAAUGUGGGCAUAAGUCCAUUCAUGUUAACAGGAUACCAGGAGUCUAGUACAUUAAAGGUUAUGAAUCCUUAA
Messenger RNA from Pichia kudriavzevii, 1254 nucleotides. RefSeq lists its product as uncharacterized. The record is from RefSeq and is a predicted model, not a curated record. NCBI's taxonomy places the organism in Eukaryota, Fungi, Ascomycota, Pichiomycetes, Pichiales, Pichiaceae. The coding region runs from base 1 to 1254 and encodes 417 amino acids. The transcript has a single exon.